Messenger RNA from Saccoglossus kowalevskii, 1663 nucleotides. RefSeq lists its product as uncharacterized. The record is from RefSeq and is a predicted model, not a curated record. NCBI's taxonomy places the organism in Eukaryota, Metazoa, Hemichordata, Enteropneusta, Harrimaniidae.
GAGUAUAGUGCUUUUCAGUGUGGUCGAUCGUUAAUUACAUAAAUUAUGAUUUCUCAUUUCAACAUUAGGUGGUUAUAAUCCCACGUAACAAGAAGAGACUCAUCGUUUCUCUCUAUUCGCCAUUAUUGUCAUAUCACUCUAUUUUGUCAAAUCAUUGAAUGUAAACGAACCGGAUUACUGGUGUGCCAGCCCGAUACUAGUUGUUUCAUUUACAUAAAUGUUUAAAUCUGCUGUUGAUGGUGAUGAUAACUACAGGUUUACAGAACAGGAAAGAAUGCCACACGGCGAUUUAACAUCCAAUCAGUUGAGAUGUCUAUAUUUGUGUAUACCCUUAACAAGUAUAGUUACCUAUAUCAUUACAAUGAAUAUUCAGCUCGGAGUCCAGGAUCCAUUUCAGUGUGCAGUCCAAAAUCAACAAAUUGAUGUCAGCAAAUCGUCGUAUAAUAACUAUGAUGCUGUAGAGAACCUAAUUAAAAGUUGCGACUUUCUGCGAACAAACAACAGGUCUAUUGCGACAGAUAGAUACCUUAUAAUUGUCUGGAAUGUGCCAUCUGCCGGACCGUCAACCAUGUAUAAUCUAUGGAGAAUCGCCGUGAAAUUUGCCGUAUUUCAACAGAGGACCCUUUUCAUAAGACCCUUCAACGUCCAUAAAACCCACAAGCCACGCGACGCUGAUACGACUUUUGAUUCGGAGAAGUUACGAGAAAUGCUGCCAAUUGCUGAUGAAACAGAUUACAUCUCACAUUGUGGAAACACUUUAGAAGCAAAUAACGUGUUUAUACCGCCCACAAUCGCCAUGGAAACAAAGGAAGUGAUGUUCCAAAAGUAUGAACAACUGAUUGGAUGGAAAGCUGUUUUCCAGGCAUUUGCUGCCACACGUAUACUCAACAGCAUUCCGGGUGUCACGACAGAACUGAAUACAAUCAUAACCUCAUUUGGGAACAGUGCCAGCAACGACUAUUACAGUUCACGAAAUGAAAAGUGCCUUGCUUUAUUUGCAACCGAUGACGUAAAUCUGCCGUGUAACGACGAAAUAAACGAAUUGGUGGAUAAGCACCUUGUGCGCGCUCCGUACAUACGUCGCAUGGCAGAAGAAUUCAUUCCAAAAGUUUGUGAAGGGGAAUUUGCUUUACUCUUCUGGGUCGUUCUGUACAAGGACAAAACAUUUAAGAAAUCGCACAUGGCUUCCAUUGGCUCGCAGUGCGAUGACGUAGUACGACCAAGGUGUAAAACUUUACAUCACUGCAAGCCAGGGCGCAUGGCUGAACUUAAGGCCUUACAUAAUGCACUCGAUGGAAUAGUAACUUCCAUUAAAAAGUUAUUGGCGUCUUACAAUUUAUCGUGUAUAUAUGUUGCAGCUCCAAUAGAAUAUAAACAGGUUCUCACAAACAAUCUCCGAAAUAAAUCAUUAAGUGUGUUUGGUCUGAAUGAUGUAUUUAAAAUGGUUCCUAAAUCUGCCAAGUAUCGAAAUGAUAAUUAUGUUUUAUCGUUAAUAGAGCAAGAAAUAGCUGAACGAGUUCCUCUGUUCAUCAGUUCAAGGACGUCCAAUUGGUCGUUUUACGUUGAAUACACCAGAACAAUCCGGCGUAUGAGAACUGUGGCCGUGCAGGAACUACCGGGUGUCCCUCAAGAUUUAAUUAACAUGUUUCAAGUACUCAAGUAG